AUGGCUAAUCAAAUUACAAACCCAUUAAAUAAAUUUAUAUUAUCAAUACGUCAAAGAAUGAGUGGAUCUAAUAGUGAUACGGCUCAUCUAAUAGUAUCAGAAGAUCAACAAUCAACAUCAUCUAUAAAUAAUAAAAAAGAAGAGAGAACAAAUAAUUCUACGACAGAAAAUAAUCCAAUGGCUUCGGAUUACACAGAGUUAAUGAAUGGUUCUGUACCAUGUCCAAGUUGUAAUGGUUCUGGAAGGAUACCAAAAGAAAUGGAAGAAACAUUAGUUGCUUUGAUACCUGUUAAUGAUGAUAGAUUGAAACCAAAAAGAACUUGUAUUUGGGUAUCUAUUGGUAUUGGGAUAUGUAUACUUCUUGCCUCAGCUACAAUAUUUAUGUUAGUUCCAAGAUCUAUAGCAUUAACAAGUCUUAGGCAUCCUAUUGAAAAUGUUAAUGUUUAUUCAAAAAAAGAUGAUCAAAUAGAUUUCCAUUUUUUGAAUUCGAUUAAUAUUACUAAUGAAAAUUAUUUUGCUGUUAAAGUUUCAAAUGUAACAUCAAAUAUAAUUAAUAAAUUUCAACCAUGGUCUAAUGAUAUCAUUGGAAAAGGUUUAAAUUCAACCUCUAGAACAAUAAUGCCUCUUUCUUAUGUUGGAAAUACAUUAUGGUUUAAUAAUUCUGUUUCAUUAAAGGGGUAUGUAGCACAGUAUUGUCAAUCAAAUAUUGCUCAAUUGACACCCCUUUAUGUUACAAUGCAAUUUGAUAUUUCUGUUAUUGUGGAAUAUCUCCAACACCUGGAAACUGUGUCUUUAUCUACAACACAAUCUGUUUGUUGCGUUCCAUCUGGUAACUGUACUCUUCAAGGAUAA
Strongyloides ratti is the source of this 852-nucleotide messenger RNA. RefSeq names its product Protein of unknown function DUF1356, TMEM106 family-containing protein. Bases 1 to 852 code for a protein of 283 amino acids. The record is from RefSeq and is a predicted model, not a curated record. The transcript has 3 exons. NCBI's taxonomy places the organism in Eukaryota, Metazoa, Nematoda, Chromadorea, Rhabditida, Strongyloididae.